Molecule: messenger RNA, 711 nt
Organism: Triticum turgidum subsp. durum (durum wheat)
Lineage: Eukaryota; Viridiplantae; Streptophyta; Magnoliopsida; Poales; Poaceae
Source: the annotation of a GenBank genome assembly
AUGGCUGGCAGCAAGAAGGUGGCUGCGGCCGGCGGCAAGGACCGCUUCGAGGACCUCCCGGAGCAUGUGCUCGAGCUGCUGCUGUUGUUCCUGGACGCGCGAGAUGUCGUGAGGACGUCCGUGCUCGCUCGCCGCUGGCGCGACCUCUGGAAGUCGGUGCCGGUCCUGCGCUUCCGUCCUUCUUCCAAGUUCGGAUGUGCUGAGAACUUCAACAAUUUCGUGAAUAUGGUGCUCGAGUGCCGUGAUCAGACCUCACCUCUUCGUGAAUGCCAUGUCCAUUCAUAUCUGGAUGGUGAAGAAGACGAGACACACCGUGAUGUUGAAUCGUGGGUACAGUAUGCUGUCUCAUGCCAAGUGUCGGUGCUUCGAGUUCUGAUGUGGGGUGAUCAUCAUUGUAAUUUGGGGCUAUCCAACGACAGCGUCAUCUCCGAGCACUUGACAAAGCUAGAGCUUUAUGGUGUGGACUUUGAGGAAAGCCCUCUAGAUCUUUUGAGCUGUCAGGCACUAGAGGUUCUACAUAUAGAUGGUUGUUGUCUCAACCCUGGGGGUCUGGUCACCUUUGAACUACAGCACUGUGAAGAGUGGACUCCGAUUCUUGAGAGCAUGCCAUUAUUGGCAACAUCAUCUAUCAUUAUUGGCUUUGAAUGCAAAGAUAAUUGUGAUAAUUUUAAGUACCUUGGGAAUUGCGGUGUUGAGCCAUGUGAAGGAUGA